This is a messenger RNA of Teleopsis dalmanni, 692 nucleotides long. RefSeq names its product rRNA N6-adenosine-methyltransferase ZCCHC4-like. Gene Ontology annotation, cellular component: cytoplasm; nucleolus. The record is from RefSeq and is a predicted model, not a curated record. Gene Ontology annotation, biological process: rRNA methylation. The transcript has a single exon. Bases 1 to 594 code for a protein of 197 amino acids. Gene Ontology annotation, molecular function: rRNA (adenine-N6-)-methyltransferase activity; nucleic acid binding; zinc ion binding. NCBI's taxonomy places the organism in Eukaryota, Metazoa, Arthropoda, Insecta, Diptera, Diopsidae.
AUGCCGGAAAUGCAGAUGUCUGAUUAUAAGGUCAAUUAUACAAACCACUCUACUUACACGGACGGUUUGAACAAAAUACGUAAGCAGGGUUCACCUGCACGUAUUUUCACUAAUGUAUCACUUGAGAGAUUAAUAUUACCCGUAGAGGAGGAGUAUAAAUAUUGUGCUAGCUGUAGGCGCUACACAGCUCUGGAGAAUCGUCACUGCCAACAGUGCGGCAUUUGUCCAUCGAAGAACGGCAGCACAUAUAAACAUUGCCAAUUAUGUGGUAUAUGUGUGAAGCCGAGUUAUGUCCAUUGCCGUAACUGUCGUCGUUGUACACAAGUUGAAGGACAUAACUGUACGGAGUAUCAGACAAAGCAACGUUGCUGGAUUUGCAGACAGUCGGGACAUAUAGAGAAAAAUUGUGCCACAUGGCAAAAUAUUCGAAAUAAAAUGAUUUUGUUGAAUUACAACUCCAGAGAAACGGAAAAAGCAAUUGUUUGUUACAUUUGCGAUCAGAAGGGACACAAUGAACUAAAAUGUAAAGAACGUAUAAAGUAUUUUGAGGAAACUUCGUUUUGUGGUGAAGUACAACUCAAAUUGAAACUGUAAAUAAUAAGUCAUAAUAAAGUCAAGAAACUUCUAAGAAGCUAAUCUCAGGUAUGGAACUAUAACGAAAGAUUUAGUUACUAAUAGCAAAUAGUUUUUAA